Ctenocephalides felis (cat flea) is the source of this 246-nucleotide messenger RNA. RefSeq names its product cytochrome P450 9e2-like. Lineage: Eukaryota; Metazoa; Arthropoda; Insecta; Siphonaptera; Pulicidae. The record is from RefSeq and is a predicted model, not a curated record. Gene Ontology annotation, molecular function: oxidoreductase activity, acting on paired donors, with incorporation or reduction of molecular oxygen; monooxygenase activity; iron ion binding.
AAAAUCAAACCAUUCACAUAUAUGCCUUUUGGUGUAGGACCACGAAACUGCAUAGCAUCCCGAUUUGCAUUGAUGGAAGUGAAAAUGAUAAUUUUCGAACUUCUACGUCAUUUUGAUAUUGUGCCUUGUGAGAAAACACAAAUACCUUUGAAAAUCAAAAUCACAUUUAACAUGCAUGUUGAAAAAGGAUUUUGGGUCACCUUUAAGAAGAGAGUGAUAAAUGAACAGCAUAAACAACAAAUAUGA